Penicillium nucicola is the source of this 3276-nucleotide messenger RNA. Its product is annotated as tetratricopeptide repeat protein. Gene Ontology annotation, biological process: transcription by RNA polymerase III. Gene Ontology annotation, molecular function: protein binding. Gene Ontology annotation, cellular component: transcription factor TFIIIC complex. The transcript has 5 exons. The coding region runs from base 1 to 3276 and encodes 1091 amino acids. The record is from RefSeq and is a predicted model, not a curated record. NCBI's taxonomy places the organism in Eukaryota, Fungi, Ascomycota, Eurotiomycetes, Eurotiales, Aspergillaceae.
AUGGCAGACAAUUACUAUCCAGACAUACGCUCUCCCUCAAAGGUAGACUCGGAGUAUCCGGCAAUCGAUGAAGAUGUCCACUAUGCAUGGCAACAGCGUCAACCUAUGAAUGAUGGGAAUGCGCUUUCCUCAGUGCUUGAUCCUCGACUUUUUGGAGACCAGCCACAGCCCGUGGAAAGCUUCGAUCAACCUUUCGCUGAAGCUCAAGUGGAGAUAGAGAAAGAGGAAGAGUCCUCUGGCGAGUCUGAUCAGCAAUAUCCCCCUGUACCAUAUGUUCCAAGUCAGUAUAAUGAGGCUGCAUGGGACAACGACUUUGUAAUGUCCGAUGAAGAAGAAACGGACAGUGACGACGACGAUGAUGAUGACGAAGCAGCAGAAGAUGAUGACGAUGAUGAUUCUGUUGCCAGGAAACGCCGACGCCGAGGAGGUGGGCGUUUCUCCGGGAGAUAUGGUGCUCGCGGUGGAAAGGGUAUCAAGAGAGGACCCCGGAAACCCAUUGAACCCGGUCCAGAGUUCAAGCACUUCCACUCGGAGGCCACAUCUGCUUUCAUUGAUGGAAACUAUGAUUAUGCCAUUGAUCAGGUCAUGCAGGCAAUCCAGGCCAACCCUGAGAUGUUCGCUGCGCAUUCUCUUCUGUCUGAAAUCUUUCUCGCACAAGGAGAAAACGACAAAGCCUUGGCAGCUCUUUUCAACGGAGCUCAUACUAGGCCAAAAGAUCCUGGUGUUUGGAUCAAAGUUGCUAAGCUCAUCUUGGACCGUGCUGGGGACAAUCGAAAGUCUGCUUUGAAUGAUGUGGCUUAUUGUUACAGUCGCAUCCUCGAAGUCAGUCCUGAAAAUUACAACAUCCGUUUCCAAAGGGCAGCAAUUUAUCGUGAGCUAGGACAUAAUGGUCGAGCUGCAACAGAAUAUGAAAGGUUGCUCAAGGAACGACCACACAGUGUCAAGGCCCUGCGCCAUCUUGCAGAGACAUACAUUGACUCGGAUGAAAUCCAGAAAGCAGUGGAUCACUACACUGAUAGCAUUGAUCACUACUUGACUCUUGAUCCUGACGAGUGCGAAUUCUCUUGGUCCGAUGUUAACAUUUUUGUGGAGCUUUUUGGUUACCUGAAGCAGCCCGCGGAAGGACUGAAUUCUUUGAAAACGCUCGCUCGAUGGCUCUUAGGACGGGCUGAUGAUACUAUGUGGGAGGAUUUUGAUGACGACGACCGCGAGUGGGACGCCGAUGAUUCACCUCGACGUAUCAAAACAGAUGGAUACGAACCUGGACAAUGGCCACGGGAAUCUUACGGACUCGGUCUUCCUUUGGAGCUUAGAGUCAAAUUGGGCGUCUUCCGUCUGAACAUGGGUGACAAAAACCAGUCUGAAGCACUACAUCAUUUCGAAUGGCUCAAUCCUGAAGAUGACUCCGAAGGCGCUCGGAUAUUUGACUAUGGCGAUCUUUUCAGGGAAGUGGCGGAUGCACUGAAGACAGCCGGCCUGCUAGAGGAGGCUUUGCGAUACUAUGGCCCCAUUCAGCAAACUUCAGACCAUGCAGACAUCGGCUUUUUUAUGGCUAUGGGCGAAUGUUGUUCACAACUUGGCAAAGUAGAAGACGCUGAAAGCUGCUUCCUACUGGUCGCCGAACACGACCCAAAGCAUAUGGAAUCACGAGUUUCUUUAGCAAGGAUAUACGAGAGCUUGGAAAUGAGUGAACAGGCAUUGAAAUACGUCAACGAGGCGGUCUUGAUCGGCAGACAAGAAAACCGAUCUAAGCGCAAAAGAAAAGAUACCAGACUUGAGCAGCUUGCCAUUGAAUUCAAGCUCGCUGAAACAGCAACGCUCCGGCCGCUUGCGCCCAAGCCAACAGCCCCAACGGUGGCCCUUAUGAACGCUACCCCCUCAGUGCAAGGGAGAAGAGGCGAAGGCACCCGAACCGACGAUAUCCAGUUCCUCUAUCAGAAGAUGCUAGAUCUGGAACCUCGCGUGAAAGAUGGUGCAUCGGACGCGAUUGAGGAUUGGCUUGACAUUGCUGAUGCUCUGUUGCGAGAUUUCCGUUCCAAUAGGGCUUUCUAUCCAGAGAUCCGCAGUAUCGCUUUUAUGGGAUACUCCCGCCCACAGCAACGCAAGGGUGGAAAGGGCAAAGAUCGGACAUGGAUGGAUGAAAUGCACGAAAUGGCAGGCCGUCUUCAUGAGAGUUUGGGCGAAGGGGCACAAGAGCCCCUCCAGGGUGCGAUCCCAACCGAUUAUCACGGAAUUCCCUUUGAUGAAUGGCUUGAUAUUUUUCUUCAGUAUGCUCUGCUCACUGCAGAACAGGGCGAGCCCGAGGAAGCUUAUGAGGCCCUUGAUUCAGCAGCACUUGCAAGCAUUUGGUUGCAUUCAAAGCCCAAAUCCCGAUUAAUCCAUGUGUGCUGGUUUACCUGUGCACUUCGUGUUGGGGAUGAAGAUACCCUAGCCAACGAAGCACGCUGGUUCAUCAAAGAAUACCAGUUUGUCACUGACACUUAUCGCCUUUUCUCUAUGCUGAGCCACCUGUGUGGUAACCCUCACCGAUCUCUCUUCCAUUCCUCGCCAAACAUGAAGUUUAUGCUUCGCCAAAUCAAGGCAAUGGACUUCACCCUACCCAGGGAUGUCCCCAAGCCUGCCCGACAGACCAUCUGGAAAGAGCGGGCCACUCUGUCCACCCGCGAUGAAGCCGGUGACCCAAUCCCUGCCAUGGAGCUAGACAUCGCCCUUCUCGUACUCUACGGCCACAUCCUGUACUCCGGAAACAGUUUCUACCCCGCCUUGAACUAUUUCUUCCGAGCAUAUGCACUCGACGACCAAAACCCAGCCGUCCUCCUCUCCAUCGGCCUCUCUUUCAUCCACCACGCCCUCAAGCGACAAGCCGAAAACCGACACUACCUCAUCAUGCAAGGACUAUCUUUCAUGCACGAAUACCGACGCGUGCGCGAGAGGCCCGGCAGUCUCCUGGCCGAACAGCAAGAGAUGGAAUUCAAUUUCGCUCGUGUAUGGCACUCUCUCGGUUUAGCCCAUCUGGCGAUCGAGGGAUACAAAAAGGUACUGAAGCUGGGCGAACAGAUCCAAAAUGAAGCCCAGAAUCAAAUAGGAGAGAAUAUCUCAGAAAGCGGCGGCGAUGUCGUCAUGGGUGGUGCUGAUCAACAGGAAUCUUUACCUCCGACUUUGCCUUUCGUUGAGGACUUCUCACGCGAGGCCGCCUAUGCGAUGCAGUGCAUUUAUGUUCUUAGUGGUGAUGUAAAGACCGCACAGGCUGUCACCGAGCAGUGGCUUGUUAUCUGA